Messenger RNA from Oppiella nova, 858 nucleotides. The record is from the annotation of a GenBank genome assembly. NCBI's taxonomy places the organism in Eukaryota, Metazoa, Arthropoda, Arachnida, Sarcoptiformes, Oppiidae.
GGAUAUAAUAUAUUGUUUGUUACAAAUCGUGGUUUGAUUUACGGUUUGGGAUCUAAUUAUUACGGAUCUCUUGGUUUGGGACACAACCGCUAUGUCAGUGAAAUCCAAGAGAUUGAGAGAUUGCGCCACAAGAAUAUCACACAAUUCUUCAAUGGAGCGGACUUUGUGUUAGCCUUCACUCAACACAACUGCCUCUAUGGUUGGGGUCGUAAUGGUUUGGGGCAGUUAGAGGGACAGGUGUAUAGUUGGGGUCGAAAUGAUUGGCAUAAUUUGGGACACACUUCAUCGGGUAAUAUAUGGAAACCACAACUCAUUGCAGACAUGACUGGUGAUGACCAAUUCCGGGAAUGUAUGCGAGAAAUGCGAAAUUUGAUAAACGUUAGGUCACAAUAUUGUGUCCAAUAUAUGAAUCAAUGGAAUGAUGGCAAUGUGUAUUACAUUCAAAUGGAAUUGUGCUCCAAUAGUCUGCAGAAUAUUCUUCAACACAAACCACAAGUAUUUGGUCGACAACCGGCAGAACCAAUGAAUUCAAUCGAGUUUUACAUUUCGUGUCAUAUAUUCAAAGAGAUCUUAGAAUGCGUUCAAUAUUUACAUGAAUUGAAUCCUCCGGUCAUUCAUAGAGACCUCAAACCCGACAAUAUAUUACUGGCGAAGACUGUAAAGAACGGCAGAUUUUUUAAAGUAUGCGACUUUGGGUUGGCUACUGUUCACCAGCACUCGUCAGAUAAGGGGGACACGAGAUAUCAGGCGCCAGAAGUGGGUCGAGGAGUGGUCUAUACCCAUAAGAUAGAUGUCUACAGUUUGGCUAUAAUUGCAGAACAAGAUAUUUUUGGGAUUCAUUUGGAGGACAACCCGUAA